CAAAAGAACUAAGAUGGAAAGUUCUUCAGGUUCUAGCGAAAUCAUGUUUGCAUUGGACGCAGCGAAACGCGCCAGGCACGAAGAAAAUGUUCACAAGUUCAAAGGCGUUGUGCCUCAACAAAAUGGUAACUGGGGUGCACAAAUAUAUGCAAACCACCAAAGAAUCUGGUUAGGGACAUUCAAAUCCGAAAGAGAGGCUGCAAUGGCUUACGACAGCGCCACCAUAAAACUCAGAAGCGGAGAAUGCCACAGAAACUUUCCAUGGAACGAUCAAACAGUUCAAGAGCCUAAGUUUCAAAGCCAUUACAGCGCAGAAACAGUGCUUAGCAUGAUCAGAGAUGGCACCUACCCUUCAAACUUUGCCACGUUUCUCAGCACUCACCAACCCCAGCAAAGCCUUGCAAAACACAUAAGUUUGAAGGGUGAUGAACAGUUUUGCUGCACCCAACUUUUUCAGAAGGAAUUAACACCAAGUGAUGUGGGGAAGCUGAACAGGCUUGUGAUCCCUAAGAAACACGCGGUUACGUAUUUUCCUUACGCGAAUGAUGAGAGUGUUGACAUGGAGGUUGUGUUUUACGACAAACUGAUGCGGUUGUGGAAGUUUCGCUACUGCUAUUGGAAGAGCAGCCAAAGUUACGUGUUCACUAGAGGCUGGAACCGCUUUGUCAAGGAUAGGAAAUUGAAGGCUAAAGAUGUGGUUGCUUUUUUUAUCUGUGAACCUAUGAGUUGGGCAAAGGGAGAAGCGUUUUCAAUGAUCGAUGUAGUCUAUAAUAAUAAUAAUAAUAAUAAUAAUAAUGCAGUAGAUCAUGAGAGAAGCCAGUGUUUUGGAGAGAGCAAGAAAGACACCAAACAAAUUUUAGGAUGUGAAGAUGAAGAUGAAGAUGAAGAUGAAGAUGAAGAUGAGAAUGAAAAUAGGGAUGGAAACAUUGGAAAGGAUUUGAGUUCACAAAAGGGUUUGAGGCUCUUUGGUGUGUGUAUCUCCUGA
This is a messenger RNA of Cajanus cajan (pigeon pea), 985 nucleotides long. Its product is annotated as AP2/ERF and B3 domain-containing transcription factor At1g50680. Gene Ontology annotation, biological process: regulation of DNA-templated transcription. Lineage: Eukaryota; Viridiplantae; Streptophyta; Magnoliopsida; Fabales; Fabaceae. Gene Ontology annotation, molecular function: DNA binding; DNA-binding transcription factor activity. The record is from RefSeq and is a predicted model, not a curated record.